Molecule: messenger RNA, 942 nt
Organism: Penicillium egyptiacum
Lineage: Eukaryota; Fungi; Ascomycota; Eurotiomycetes; Eurotiales; Aspergillaceae
Source: the annotation of a GenBank genome assembly
AUGAUCUUCGAUCCUACCCCGAUUGAGCUUCCAUCUUCUUAUGAAAAGGUCGAAACAACCGGCCAUGUCCUCGUCUCUCACUACCCCCUUGGCACGGCGGCAGUCACUCCGGUCGUCAUCGUAACGCUGAAUCGUCCUGCUAAACAUAAUGCGUUCACUCCGCAAAUGGUCAUGGACUUCGAGAAGCUCUUUCCCAUCUUCGAUGUCGACGAACGCGUGAAAGUCGUCGUCUUGACAGGCGCGGGAAAGACGUUCUGCGCUGGUGCAGACCUUGAGAUUGGUUUCGGUAGUGGUAAAGGCAGGACGGCGGACCAUCGUGACGGUGGUGGACGAGUCGCACUGGCCAUCCAUAGAUGUCGCAAGCCAACAAUCGUAGCAAUGCAAGGCUCAGCCGUUGGAGUCGGGAUGACCAUGACUCUUCCAGCGAUCAUCCGAAUUGGCUAUGAAAAGGGCAAAUACGGCUUCGUCUUCGCCCGCCGAGGUAUAGUUCUAGAAUCUUGCUCCUCGUACUUCCUCCCCCGCCUCGUCGGUCACUCAAACGCCAGCUACCUCGUCAGCACGGGAGGAGUCUUCCCGCCUACAUCUAAGCACUUUGGUGACCUUUUCAAUGAAAUCCUCCCCGACCCAUCGCAGGUCCUGCCGCGCGCUCUGGAACUGGCCACUGAGAUUGCUGAGAACGUGAGCCCAGCUUCGUCGUACCUCAAUCGGGCCCUUAUGUGGCGCGAUACUGGUUCGGCGGAGGCUGCUCAUCUCGUCGAGUCGCAAGUCAUCAACCAUAUGUUUGAAUCGGAGGACCAGAAGGAGGGCGUUGCGGCGUUCUUUGAGAAGCGGAAGCCGAACUUCAAAGCUAACCUUGAUGAUAACCCGCCGCCGAGUCUGCCGUGGUGGAGGGAGGUUGAUACUGGCCGGAAUCCUAAAGCAAAGAGGCCUUCGAAUCUGUAA